AUGGGGGAAGUAAUGCACGAGCCACAGGACUUUAAAGACAUGGAGGAAGAGGAGCUGUGGGACAUGAUCAACGACAACCGGCACGCGAUCUCGCUGAAGGUGCGCCCGUGCCUGCUGAUCCCGUACCUGCGGCAGGCUCGCGUGCUCACCGACCUGGACGAGGAUGAAAUCCUCUCGUGCCUGAAGUUCACCAACCGCAGCAUGAGGACCAGUCACAUGCUGGAUCUGCUGCGGAUUCAGGGCCGUAAUGGUGCCGUGGCUUUGCUGGAGGGCCUGAUGAUCCACUACCCGUGUCUCUACACUCAGAUUACUGGCCGUCAACCCAGCACAAAGCCAAGCCACUUCAGCGGGUUAAUUAAGUACUCAGAAUUGACUGAGUAUUUGGUUCAGGCGGUGACAGGGAUGCAGAAGGAGUUGCAGGAAGCUCGUGAGGAGGCAUCUCAGUUACGGACGCGCUGCAGCAGCAUGCAGGGUGAAGUCUCGCGGCUCAGAAAGGAGGUGGAGGAGCAACCUAGACUGCGGUCCGACAUACUCCGCCUGCGAACCAGUGCCACAGAACAUCAAAGAGACCUGAUAAGGUUAAAAGAUGAGAAGUGUGAUCUGUAUGUACGAUAUGCAGCAGCAGUGGAGGAAAAAUCAGUGGUGAACAUCCGCCUUAGAGAUCUCAACCUACAGGUGUACCAGCUGCAGUGUGAGCUGAAAAAAGCUCAGACUGAGACAGAUUUCCAGAGGCAGCGCUCUAUGAAGAACACUUCCAUUGAUGAGACACUGAAGCUACGUGAUGAGAUCAACUCACUGCGCCAACAACUGCAACAAUGCGAGAAAAUUGCACCAGCAUGUCACGACAUUGUGGCACAGGAUCUGAAGGAAGCGAAGGAUCAGCACUCCGAACUGGCUGAACAGCUGAGGGGAAUUCAUGAGGAAAAUGAAACGCUAACGAGAGAGAAAGACGAGUUGUUGGAAGAGAAGGAGUGUUUGACUCUGCAGGUACAGAAGUUGACUCUGGAUUGUGAGAUGUACGAACAAAAAAGUACAUUUUUUCAAAACCAGGUUGGAGAGCUUCAGGCUGAGAGAGACCGGGCGUACCUGGCGCGUGAUGAAGCUCAGGCCCAGAUUUCCUGCAGCCUGGCGGAGAAAGAUGUGCUGAGAGGACAGCUGGUGGAUCUGCAGCAGAAGAUCUUCACUCUCAAAGCCAUGAACAAGAAGGAGCCUGAUGAGACCUUAGACACAAGUUUGAGCUGGAACAGCUGUGGGGAGCUGAGCACCGAAAGCCCUCCAGAUACCCCAAACAGUCGGCCCAAACUGCGCCGUAUGAAGGCAAUCAAUCCUGUAUCAGGCAGCUUGGAAUCCAGUAGACAGGAGAGCGACGAUGGAUUCAGAAGUACCCGAUCCAGUAUGGUGGAGCCUCCAUGUGCUGAUUCACUGUGUAGAAGAAAAAUGGAGCUUGGGUUCGAGGAUCACAUUCAGGACCUGUGUGAUGAAACAUUCUGCAUCUUCAAUCUGGAGAGUGAUUCUGAGGCUGGUUGUAAAGGUAUCUCCUGUCCAAAUUCUCCAGAAAUUACUGGCAUGUGUCGGGCGUCGGCUCCUCCGUUUCUGGUACGCUCUCGUCCUCAGGCUCUGCGGAUUUCAGGUCGAGCGCUUACCAUCUCUUUUCAGGGGGAGGUGCUGCUGAGCCAGCUGCAGGUCAUCGGGGGCAACAAGACGGGUGUCUUUGUUCAUCAUGUCACUGAAGGGUCACCUGCCUACAAUGCGGGCAUCAGCUCUGGUGCACAGAUUCUAGAGGUGAAGUGCCAGAGGGAGCAGCAAGCCCUUCGAAUGGUUCUGGAAGAUUCCACCAUGGAAGAGGCGCUGUGGGCGCUUGGGCAGGUAAACGGACCCUGCAACCUCUCACUGAAACCCAAACAGGAUGCCUAUCAGAAUCUGCUGCAGCAGUUGAAGAAAGGUGAGGUUACCUCAGGUGACUCCUUCUACGUCCGUGUGAACAUGUCUUUACCUGGGAGCUCGGCCGGGGCGCUAUCCGUCACCUGUAACAACAUCCUGCACAUCACGAACAGUCACCAUGGCAACGAUGGCUACUGGUGGGCCAGUCACGUCCACAGCAGCAAGUUAAUGGACCUGAAUAGCGGAACUGUGCCCAAUUACUACAGAGCACAGCGCCAGCUAAUCAGAGCAAUUGAGGACAUGUCCUUCCAACACCAAGCCACCAGCAGGGUGGUACGGAAAGAAAAGACUGUGAGGAUUGUCAGUACAGCUCGACAAGGGAGGAACCCGUUGUGGGUGAGCGUGGAGGAGGAUAAUGAUAAAAACACAUCGACUGGUGACUGUAAUACCUCCAGGAGUUUUGUGAGCCUGAUGCCCUACAAACUGGUGACCCCUCAUCACCCCCCUGUGUGCCGUCCGGUCCUCCUCCUUCCCACAAUUCUUGGUGGCAUUAUUAAUAAACGUCUGGCUGAGCUGCAGGGCUUUCAGCUCUGUGAACCUGAGAUCCUGAGUGUGUCUGAACAUGCGCUUCAGAUGCAGAAGGGUGAGGUUUUAGAAGAGUGUGACCCCAACACACACCGAUGUUACACCAUGCCCGGAGUUGAGAAGGUCAUGAAACGGGGUACUCACUGUGUACUUCCUCUGGGUUUGGACUGUGUACGGCGGCUGCAUCGUGCUGAUAUUUUUCCGAUCAUCAUCUUUAUAGCAACUACAGAACGCAGUGCACGCAGACUCAAACACAAACUCCGUCAGAACUUUGUGACAGAAGCUCAGUUACUGGAGUGUUCCCGGAGUGAAGAACCUCUGCUGGAUAAACUGCCCUGUCUGUACCGUACUGUUCCUCCUGACAGCUGGAACGACACCACCUGCCUGCUGGAACAUCUGCAAUCCAUCAUCCACGAGGAGCAGAGGAAAAUCGUUUGGGUUGAACCUGAUCUCUGGUGAGGAUCAGUGGGUAAAAAUCUGCCUGGAUUAUCAACAGCGAGUCACAUGAAGCAAUAUAAUAAAUAUAAGAAAACGUUUAUAUUGUUAUGUCUUAAUGUUCUGUGACUCUCCCACGACUCCAUAGGUUAAAAAAUAAAAAUAAAAAUUAGUUAAUGGAGAGAUUGAUUGAAGACCCCCAAACCAGGGUUUGAUUUAUUCUGCAUAGUAAUAAUAAAAUAUAACAUUAAUAUUAAAAACUAUCUGUAUAUAAUAAAUGUAUUCAUAACUAUAAUUUUUUAUCUGUAUGCUCAAUGAGUAUCUGAAAUAUGUGUACAUAAAUAUUGUAUAUAAAAAUUAUAAAU
Molecule: messenger RNA, 3266 nt
Organism: Trichomycterus rosablanca
Lineage: Eukaryota; Metazoa; Chordata; Actinopteri; Siluriformes; Trichomycteridae
Gene: card14
Product: caspase recruitment domain family, member 14
Exons: 21
Coding region: 1-2925 (974 amino acids)
Biological process (GO): regulation of apoptotic process
Cellular component (GO): cytoplasm
Molecular function (GO): CARD domain binding
Source: RefSeq, a predicted model, not a curated record